Molecule: messenger RNA, 1434 nt
Organism: Kickxella alabastrina
Lineage: Eukaryota; Fungi; Kickxellomycota; Kickxellomycetes; Kickxellales; Kickxellaceae
Product: WD40-repeat-containing domain protein
Exons: 1
Coding region: 1-1434 (477 amino acids)
Biological process (GO): autophagosome assembly
Cellular component (GO): autophagosome membrane
Molecular function (GO): protein binding
Source: RefSeq, a predicted model, not a curated record
AUGCGCGGGUCCAGUUUGGCGCAGCAGCGCAUUGCGGAUUUGGAGCGCGAAGUUGAGGCGCUCAAGGAGGAACGAACAGUGUUGUACCGGUCGCAGGGAACGAAUGCCCAGAGGCUGCUGGACCUCAGCGACCAGAUGCGCGAAAAUGACGACCGGAUGCGGCAACAGGAGCUGGAAAUCAGCGACUCCCAUGAGGCGCUCCGGCGGACAAACAGCAAGAUAAACGAUAUGCAGGACACGCUCAAGGAGAAAGACGGCACAAUCCAGAUUCUCCAGGACGAGAUGAGCGCGCUGCAGCUGGAGAUAGUCCAAAUCGAGGAGAGGUGCGGCCGGCUGCAAGCUGAGAACGACGACCUUGUGCGGAGAUGGUUGAAGAAAAUGAACGACGAGGCCGAAAAGGUCAACGAUGUGACGCAUGAGCUGGAGCUGAUCAAGCGCAAGUCGGCCGCGCUGUCCCCGCGCCUGGGCAUGGCAGCGGUCUUCGAGGACGACCAUUACUUUGGCCUGUCGCCGAUCAGCGUGCGCCACGGCGGGUCGGUUGCGCCGCGGAGCGCCGUUGGCAAGAUUGACGCGCGCAUGGAGGAGCUGCACUCCAUUGCGCUAACCAGUAAUGGCGAGCUUCUGGCGGUCGGCGGCCAGAGCUCGACAGUCAAGGUGUUUGAGGCGGCUACUGGUGACAGUGUCUACUCGCUGACCGGCUGCCUCAAGGGCGUCAACCAUGUGGAGAUCAGCUCUGAUAACUCGAUGCUGCUGGCGGCGUCCAGCGACCACACGGCACGCAUCUGGAAGCUCGACACCGGCCGCCACUGGAAGUCGCUGACCGGGCACAUCGGCAGCGUCGUCACGGCCAAAUUCAACAUUGAUGGCAGCCGUGUGUUCACGUAUAGCCAGGACCGCACCGUCAAGGUGUGGGACACGCAGCGCGGGCUGUGCAUAAAGACGCUAUUCACAGUGUCCAGCUGCCACGACAUCGCCAUCCUGGACAGUGAGGGCCAUCGCCUCGUCACCGCGCAUAUGGACAAUAGCAUCCGCAUUUGGGACACCGUGUCUGGGAAGAAGCUGCAGGAGGCUGCUAUCCACAAGGAGCAGGUCAUGUCGGUGUGGGCGAACCGCACUGGCACGCGCGUAUUGACCAACUCGUGCGACGGUACGCUCAAGUUCGUCGAUACCGCGACGAUGGAUGUCCUGACUGUUAUGUCGGCCUCCGGGUAUCGCCCCAGCCGUAACUGGGCGCGCGCGUCGCUCAGCCCUGAUGAGCGUUAUGCGAUGGCCGGAUCCAUCGACGGAAAGCUCUAUGUGUGGGAUGUCAAUAGCGGCGACCUUGUGCGCUCACUGGAUAUCCACAAAUCGGCUGUGUGCGACUCGCUAUGGGACCCGACAGGCGCCCGCGUGUACAGUGCUGAGAAGGGCCGGUACAUCAUGAUGCUCCAGUGA